Molecule: messenger RNA, 1920 nt
Organism: Lacerta agilis (Sand lizard)
Lineage: Eukaryota; Metazoa; Chordata; Lepidosauria; Squamata; Lacertidae
Product: arylsulfatase H-like
Molecular function (GO): arylsulfatase activity
Source: RefSeq, a predicted model, not a curated record
AUGGCAAUAAAAGCAACAGAGGAGAUGCAGCUGGAGCACCUGGAAUUCCUAUAUCCCUCAAGGCAGUGGAAUAAUGAUGACGGUGGUGGUGAUGAUGAUAAUGAAGAUGAUAAGAAUUCUUCAUUGCAGUAUAUCUACAACGUGGCAAUCCUGAAAGAGGUCAUGUGGUAUGUAGCACAUUAUUGGAGACAUCUGUACUCACUUCUAGCUUUGGUGUUAUUGCUAAAUCCACUGGAAUUGCAAGCUUCAAUCAACUAUAAGCCCAACUUUGUAAUCUUCCUGGCUGAUGACUUUGGCAUUGGGGAUCUCGGCUGCUAUGGAAAUGAUACAAUCAGGACUCCCAAUAUCGAUCGGCUAGCAGAAGAAGGUGUGAAACUCACUCAGCACAUAUCAGCAGCCCCCGUUUGCUCCCCAAGCAGAGCCGCUUUCCUGACUGGCCGAUACCCCAUCAGAUCAGGUUUCGAUGAAAGGGAUCGUUUCCGUGUCCUUAGCUGGCUUGCUGGUUCUGGUGGGCUUCCUCAGAAUGAAACUACUUUUGCCAAGAUAUUGCAGAACAAAGGCUACACCACUGGCAUAAUAGGAAAGUGGCAUCUAGGUAUGAACUGUCGAACCCGUGAUGACUUCUGCCAUUACCCCUUAAAUCAUGGAUUUGACUAUUUUUAUGGAAUGCCAUUUUCACUGAUGGGUGAUUGUCAAAUUACAUCCCCUCCAGAGAAGGACAUGGACCAACGAAACAAGCUUUGGUCUUAUACUCUGAUGAUUGCCCUCGCUGUACUUACACUUAUGGCAGCAAAGCUCACUCAUCUGCUGCCUCUCAGUUGGAAAACAAUUUUCUCCCUAGCUUUGUUUGGUUUCGCCUUCUUCAUUUCCUGGUACUCAAGCUUUGGAUUCAUGAGAUACUGGGACUGCAUUGUAAUGAGAAACUAUGAAAUUACAGAGCAACCAGCGAAGGUAGAGAGAGCUGCAUCUCUGGUGCUGAGGGAAGCCAUUUCCUUUAUUGAAAGGAACAAGCAAGGGCCAUUCUUCCUCUUUGUUUCUUUCUUACAUGUUCACACACCACUGGUAACAACAGAAAGGUUCAAGGGGAAAAGCAGGCAUGGAUUGUAUGGUGACAAUGUCGAAGAGAUGGACUGGAUGGUAGGAAGGAUUUUGGAUAAGCUUGACAAGGAAAAUUUGAAAAACAGCACACUGACCCAUUUUACUUCUGACCAUGGUGGCCACUUGGAGGCCAAAGAAGGAAAUGCUCCGCGAGGUGGUUGGAAUGGCAUCUACAAAGGUGGAAAAGCCAUGGCAGGCUGGGAAGGAGGAAUACGUGUCCCUGGAUUAUUUAGAUGGACAGGAAUGCUACCCAAGGGCAAGAUUAUUCAUGAACCAACCAGUCUAAUGGACAUUUUCCCUACAUUGGUUCAUCUGGCUGGCGGGACACUACCACAGGACAGGAUAAUUGAUGGUCGUGAUUUGAUGCCUUUGCUGCUGGGAUCAGUUCAGCACUCAGAGCAUGAAUUCCUGUUUCACUACUGUGGGAUGCAUUUACAUGCAGCGCGGUGGCACCAGAAGGACAGUGGAAAUGUGUGGAAAGUUCAUUAUAUGACACCAGUCUUUCACCCAGAGGGAGCUGGAGGUUGUUACAAUAUAAGAUUUUGCCAAUGUUCUGGGAAAUAUGUAAGACAACACGAUCCUCCUCUGCUGUUUGAUCUCUCGAGAGACCCAUCAGAGGCUGUGCCUCUUUCACCAGACACAGAACCCCUGUUCCAUGAAGUUCUAAAGCGCAUAGGCAGAGCUGUGGAAGAGCAUCGCAGGACCCUCACUCCUGUCCCACCGCAGCUCUCUUUUGGCCACAAUAUCUGGAAACCAUGGCUGCAGCCAUGCUGUGGGACAUUCCCAUUCUGCUGGUGUGACAAAGAAAAUGAAAACCUAUAG